UUUCAUAUCGCCCCCACACCCAGCCUUUCACCAUGGGGUCCUUAUGGCAGAAUAUUCACAUGGGGUCCACUCGAUUUUAUCCAGUAGCCAUACAUAUUUCCAAGCACCGUCCCCUUUGGUCGGCUCACCCUCCUCCUGGAGGUUCCGCGCGUCACGGUGAGGGCGGAAGGUGGUGCGGUCCACACGGCGGCGCACAGGGGAGGCUGCUGAGGGUGUCGCCCAAAAGCGUGCCGACUUAUUGGAUAGGCCUGCGUGUUGUUGCUAGGGGCGUGGGCUGUGCCGUGAAAUAUCCCAGUUUCCUCAAACCUCAGUGAGAUGAUUUUUUUUUCUUACCAAGACAUCAGCAUCCGCAUGAGCAGAGAGAUGCGCUGAUGAAGAGCGACGCCUCCUCCGACCUGAGGGAAACCGUGGCGCAGUGAGCGUAAUCUGAUAAGCGCAUCCUGCACAGGACAGCACUCAUCUGCAGGAAUAAAAGAGAAACAGCUACGUGCGGAUAGUUGGAGGAACAAUGCAGAGAUGCUGAGGUCACACUUCACGGAGGCGAUUCACUGUUUCAGUCGGAACACCUGCCUCGUUUGCAUCAGCCAGAGCCCGCGGGUCGAUGAGCGCGCACAGGGGAUGACAGCUGCGCACUUGGCCGUCCCGUGAUGUGUCUUUGGAAGGAUUAAUGCGUCCUGUCCACUGUGAGGCCAGUGAUCUGUCUGCGGAACCAAUCGCAUGUUUUUAUAGGAGAGGGGACAUUAUGCAAUGUGGAGGGGAAAUGUUCGUGGGUUAAACUGACAGUGACAACAGGCGCAACUUGAACAGCUCUGUGCAGGACUGCAGCAGUGAGGUGACAGCUAGGAGGUGGCGCGCAUCCUCCCCCGAGCUGGAACAUUUAGUCGGGAUGUUUUGUGUGCAGAACAAAUUCAAGACGUAAGGCCACAACACCCCUGCGCCGGCGAACUGCGUCACUGCAUGCGAGUGUUGCAGGAAGCCAGUAAAGUCUCCCUGCGCCGCCGGGAGGCAGAGGAGCAUGCCCAUCACCCUCCUCCCUGUCGCUGGUAAGUGUCUCACUAGUUACCGGGCAUGGAUCCGGCAGAUGACUCAAGUAAAGAUCCGCCCUUGGGCUCCACUUUCUCCUCAGCACCGAAUCUAGACUCGGACAUAAACGCGAAUGCCUGCAGGCCUGUCUAUGAGAACGGGACGGACCACAAUGUCAACAUCCAGAGCGCAGCCCAGCGAGGAGCCAGCGACCCCAGCGCGUACCCCUCCACGGACUACCGGGGGCUCAUCCGCCAGAGGUUCAUCCGGAGGAGUCUGUGGGUGUCGGACUCCGAGGAGCACCAGCCGGUGGUGGACACGUGUGUCAACAGCAGCCCGGUGCUCAACAUCGACCUGCGGACCAUCGUGGAUCGGAGUCGGACCCGGGUCCUCCAAGGGACCCGCCUGGGGCUCCAGGAGACGUCCAGCACGGAGAGCCAGGCGGAGCUGAAGGAGAGCGCCACGGAGAGCGUGAGCGCGGACGAGGAGAAGGGGGACGGCAGCGAACACCAACCCAAGGCCGAGGUGGUCGUGCCCUCCGACGUCACAGGUAAAGCGGGAAGUGACGAGAACGAAGAGGAGCCCGGGAUGAAGGCCGUGUCCACCUCACCUGGGGGUCGAUUCCUCAAGUUUGACAUUGAGCUGGGCAGAGGGUCCUUCAAGACCGUCUACAAGGGUCUGGACACCGAAACCUGGGUGGAGGUGGCCUGGUGUGAACUCCAGGAAAGGAAACUGUCUAAAGUUGAGAGACAGAGAUUCAAGGAGGAGGCUGAGAUGUUAAAGGCUCUCCAGCAUCCCAAUAUUGUGCGGUUUUAUGACUUCUGGGAAUCACCGGUGAAAGGGAGGAAGUGUAUCGUUCUUGUGACAGAGCUAAUGACCUCAGGGACACUAAAAACGUAUCUGAAGCGCUUCAAGGUGAUGAAACCUAAAGUUCUUAGGAGCUGGUGCAGGCAGAUUCUCAAAGGCCUCCACUUCCUCCACACAAGGACGCCUCCAAUCAUCCAUCGAGACCUCAAGUGCGACAACAUCUUCAUCACUGGCCCCACAGGCUCUGUCAAAAUAGGAGACCUCGGCCUGGCAACACUAAAGAGGGCCUCCUUCGCUAAAAGUGUCAUUGGCACUCCGGAGUUCAUGGCCCCAGAGAUGUAUGAGGAGCACUAUGACGAGGCUGUGGAUGUCUAUGCCUUUGGGAUGUGCAUGUUGGAGAUGGCCACCUCAGAAUACCCGUACUCUGAGUGUCAGAAUGCUGCACAGAUCUACCGCAAAGUCACCAGUGGGGUGAAACCUGCUAGUUACGGUAAAGUCAGCGACCCUGAAAUUAAGGAAAUUAUCGGGGAGUGCAUCUGUCACAGAUGGGAGGAAAGGUACUCCAUCAAGGACCUCCUGAAUCAUGCCUUCUUUGCAGAGGAUACAGGUGUGAGGGUGGAGCUCAAUGAGGAAGAUGAUGGGAAGAAAUCCUCUAUUGCUCUGAAGCUGUGGGUGGAAGAUCCUAAAAAGCUGAAGGGAAAAUACAAGGACACUGGUGCUAUUGAGUUCACCUUUGACUUGGUGAACGAGGUCCCAGAGGUCGUCGCCCAAGAAAUGGUUGAAUCAGGUUUUUUCCUGGACUGUGACGUCAAGAUAGUUGGGAAGUCGAUCCGAGACCGCGUGGCUCUCAUCAAAUGGAAGAGGGAGCGCACUGUCUCGACAGGAAAUGGUGAGACGCAGCAGAACCUUCUGCAGGUUCCCAGUACUGGUGUACCACAGGGAGCCACAUUAGCCGCAGCAGAUUACGAAGACCAAGAGGGGGAGCAGCAGACCCUGAUCUGCACUGUGCCAACCACCACAUCUACUACAUCUGACAGUGGGGGGAGCUCUAUCGUGCAGUUAGACGACCUAAACAAUCAGCAAAACGGGCUCUACCAGUCUCCUCCAGAGCCCGUUUCCACGACUCACAUGAUUUACAGUCCUCCUGCACAGGCUGAGCCUCAAAUGCACCAGGGGCCCUACCAGCAACCCACAGCACAGGCCCCACUCGACAACUACACACAAGCAUCCACACAGUUACAUCAGGGAAACUACCCACAGAGCACAGGUCAACUGCAUCCUGGGGCUUAUCAACAAACUGCAGCACAGACCUAUCAGUCUCAAACAACAGUGUCUGCUCCUGCUACACCAGCUCCGACUGUGCUCCAGAGUAGACAGACAGCACAGAGCUUCCCGGCCGCAGCCCCCACUUUACAGACGCAUCCUGGCCAAGAGCAGGUACAAGGUUCCAGGACGAACUUGGGAGAUGUUCAGCUUCGGGCUCCAGUCCACCCUGUCUUGCAUGGUGUUCAGACUCCUCUCUGGGGAAGCGCUGCAGAUGCAGAAGCUACCUUACAUGCUGAAACUCGAACACUGGCACAAACUCAACCUCUGGUCCCAGCACAACAACAAACACCAGUCCCAGUGUCAGCUCAAGCUGCACCUAUACCCCAAACUCCAGCUUCAAAAGUCCCAACUUCAUUCCCAAUACAGGUUUCAAUAGCAGUUCCAGUGCCGGUCUCAGCUCUAGCACCAGUCUCGGCAUCAGGUCCUACUUUUGAGCCAAAACUCACAUCUACAGGCUCAGACUCAUCUUCUGUCAUGGGUAAACCGCAUCACUCAGUCCCAGGUUUGGUCUUGGCCCCAGUCCCUUUCAACCUGCCAGUCCCAGGUAGAGCUGCAGACCCAGCUUCUGCUCCAGCUUCUGCUCCUGUCGCAGCUUCAGGCUCGGCUCCAGUUCUGCAGCCUGCUGGCAUCCAGACGGCAGUGUCACUGCCUGAGUGUGCCAGUCUGGCCACGACUCAGCAAAACCUCGAAACGACAUUUGCAUCUAGCACCCUUCAACAAGAGUUCAGUGCUGAGGAUGUGCUUCAGGACAAACCAGUAUCUUUACCCAGCUAUGCAUAUGACAGUCUCAACUCUGACGUGGCAUCUGGUAAAGAAAUGAGUGAUGGCUAUGACAGCUUGGCCAGUGUGGGGAAGGGCGAUGGAAAACCCAGGAAACACCACCGCAAGUCUGCCCGAACACGUUCUCGCCAAGAAAAGACCAGCAAACCAAAACUAAGCAUGCUCAAUGUUUGCAACACUGGAGAUAAAAUGGUGGAAUGCCAGCUGGAGACUCACAAUCACAAAAUGGUGACGUUCAAAUUCGAUCUGGAUGGAGAUGCACCGGAGGAGAUUGCCACUUACAUGGUGGACAAUGGCUUUAUCCUACUGUUAGAGAAGGAGAUCUUCAUUGACCAAUUAAAGGACAUCGUGGAUAAAGCUGAGGACAUGCUGAAUGAAGAUGUAGAGGGUGAAAGAGCGUCAACCUUGAGUUGUAGUCCUCCACAUGGCCAGAUGUCUGAGGGGUUAGUGGGAGAGAGUCAGCAGCCUGGAGCUCCUCAGCCUGUCUAUCAGCAGAAUGUUCUUCACACAGGGAAAAGAUGGUUCAUAAUCUGCCCAGUAGAGGAGACCCCCACAUCCAGCCAGGAGACCCCGUCUGAUGGCACGGCUACUCAGUCUCCUGGGAGUUCAACCACUACCCAGCCUGCAGACUGCAGUGGCACAGCGAGGCCCUCCAGAGAAGACGGCUCAUCUUCUACAAUGUCUGGAGGAAGUGGAGGCUUCUCCUAUGACGUGUAUGGAUUCUGUAGUCCCCCAAUAAUGUCCAACACAGACCCACUUCUUUUAGCCACUCUGUCCCCUCCUGUGUCUGCUCCCCCAACCCUCCAGUCCGUAUCAUCAGUGGAGCCUGCUGGCAGCUCUGGGCCGCCCAGUGUACAUCAGGCCCAGCCAGCCAGGGCUCAGACUGUGCCCCCGACAUCCCCACAUGCGUCUUUCCCAGUCGAUGAGUCUCAAGGAUCCCCUCUAGGAUCCGUCUCCCCGAUCCACUCUGCUCGGCAGAUGCCUGACAUGAUGAGUCCUGUUUCUAUAGCUGAGGAGGUGCCCUGCUGCCCUCUUGUCAUGCCACUUUCUCUGGAUGUGAGUGGUUCACAGGGUGGGUCUCCUCUGACCCUACUUCCUCUCCAGGAGCCAGAUUCAGCCAAAGAGCCACUGUCUGUCUCCUACGCCUCAGCGACACGAACCGAGCGACCGCAGCAGCCUGUGGUGCUCCACCAGCCUUAUUCCAGCAUGGGAGGGACCAAAGUGUCCUCACUCCCCCAGAGCCCAGCACCAUCCCAGCAUGGUGCGGGGCCCGGUGAGUCAGAUGGCGAAGCACGGCUUGGCCGCGGAGGCUUUGUGGACAGCACCAUAAAAACGCUAGAUGAGAAACUAAGGAACUUGCUGUACCAGGAAUAUGCCCCCAUGUACCCAUCAGGCAGUGCUGCAGAGACACCAGGCUCCUGCACUGAGUACAUCCAGUCUCCUCCUGGUCCAGACAGCGCCAUGGGAGGGUCAGGAAACAGCACGCCAGGGCCGAUGGGGGAGGGACGCUACAGGACAGGGGAACAGCUGCCUCAGAUUCCAGAGAGAAUGGACAGUUUGAGCACACUGAGUGACUCAGCCGUGUGUGCUUCCUUGUCAAGAAGACACGUUCCUCACUCUGCCUCCUGCUCUGGAGCCAGAGGUCGAUUUAAGAUCAUUUCUGUUCCUCCUGAGGUGGCAAACAGAAGAGAUGUGAAACAGAGGAGCUGGAGCAGCGCUGCUUCGCCGGCACACCCGGUUAGAUACAGACAAGACCAUGUUCAGGCUGAGGCCAUGGUCACCUCCACUACGAUCGGCCGCUUCUCUGUGAUUAGCACUGAAGACGACAUCACACAGAGUACACGCUGCAGCCGCUACUCUGCCCCGCCUGAUUUCUACCUAGACACACCUCCUUCCAUGGCAAAGCGGAGCUCCCUGCCUCGUGCCCUGACCUCACCCUCCGUCCCUGUGGACGUCACUGUCCAUGCUCGCUUCCUCUCCUCAGACUCGGGGGCUGAGAGUAGCCCUGCGAAGCUGGCCCCUGCCACCCCAUCUCAGCGGACUCGCUCUGAGCGCAGAGGAAGUGACCUCAUGAAGAGGGCGGUGGCCUUCCUCCGUCGCUCAGGGCGCAGCAGCAGUGUGCAGAGCUCAGACUCACCAAGUAGGCAUGGAGGUGUGCAUGGCUCAGCCUGUGGCAGCAGCGAUAAUGACUCAGAGAUGGAUGACUCAGACAUGAAGAGGGAACUGCAGAGACUCAGGGAGAAACACCUGAGGGAGAUCUCUGAGCUGCAGGCCCAUCAGCGGGGAGAGGUGGAACUGCUAUAUAACCGGCUGGGCAAAGUCCCUCCUCCUGGCCUGGGUCUGUCUCACACUGCACCGCAUAACGGCCGGAGAAAGAGAUCAGGCAGGCACAAGCUGAAGCCUGGCAAACUUCUCAGCCCUCUGGUCCAACAGUUUAGAAAUGUCACAACCAAAAGUAGUGACUCCAGCAGAUCUGCUGCUGCUGCAGGCGUAGGUGAGCCUACACUGAGUUUAAAUGGCUCUCCGGCCAAAGGGUCUUUCCCCUCACACGGCCGGGCACGGUCAUGCACGAGCCACAUUCCCAACUCGACCUCAGAGCCUGUGCAGACUCAGCAGCCUUGUUCCCUCAAGGGCUCUUUGUCUUCAGAUAAUAUUUACGCUGGACUACACGGAGAUGGUACCAGCACACAAGCUCCACCUGCUCAAGGCUGGUCUAAUUACCCUCAACCAUCUGAGAGAGUCACCUAUAAAUCCAGUAGCAAGCCACGAGCUAGAUUUCUCAGUGGGCCUGUGUCUUUGUCUAUCUGUUUGUAUCUCUUCUCUUCCUGCAUAUCUUCACUCGUUUGUCCUCCAUAUUUUCUAUAUGUCUUCUUUUAGCUCAGCCAUACUUUUCUGUAACACUGCUGGAUUCUUUUUUUUGCAUUACAUGGUCCUCGUCACUUAC
Molecule: messenger RNA, 6880 nt
Organism: Paralichthys olivaceus (Japanese flounder)
Lineage: Eukaryota; Metazoa; Chordata; Actinopteri; Pleuronectiformes; Paralichthyidae
Source: RefSeq, a predicted model, not a curated record